Molecule: messenger RNA, 756 nt
Organism: Pyrus x bretschneideri (Chinese white pear)
Lineage: Eukaryota; Viridiplantae; Streptophyta; Magnoliopsida; Rosales; Rosaceae
Exons: 1
Coding region: 1-756 (251 amino acids)
Source: RefSeq, a predicted model, not a curated record
AUGACCAACAUAAGUAGGUCACCCUUCACGGACGAGAUCGAGCAGGCAGAGCCUCAACGUAAGUUUAGCAUGCCACACUUUACAUCUUUCAAAGGAGAUAGAGAUCUGGAAAGGCACUUGAAGCAUUAUCAAAGCACGAUGAUCCUUUAUCGGAGCAAGGAUGCCCUUAUGUGCAAAAUCUUCGCCAUUACUUUGCAAGGCGAGGCGCAAGAUUGGUUUCAUACCUUGCCACCACGAUCCAUCCGAAGUUUUAAUGAUCUUUCUUUGGUUUUCACCAAAGAAUACUCAUCCUACCACUCGAUCAAGAAAAAGUCCGACCACUUAUUUAAUGUGAAGAAAAACCCAAAGAAGUCGCUCCGCGACUAUGUGAAGAGGUUCAAAAUGGAGAAGGCGAAGAUCGUCGUGUGCGACGACUCGAUAGCGAGUGCAGCCUUCCAAAAAGGACUCCCAGCAGACCGCCCACUGUUCGGAGAAAUGAUGAUUAAAGAAGAUCUAACUCUAGUAGACUCAUUUGCUCUAGUAAAGAAUCAUGCACUUUGGGAUGAGGCUCGACGAACAGAGAAGAUGCCCGAGCAGCCUCGAAAAGAGUCGGCAAUGGCUCAAAGAAAGGAGGACAUGAAGCAGUCCAGCAAAAGCAGGCAGGAGGUCAAGCGUAAGGAUGGCCCCAAGAACAAAGAAAGCAUGGCGACCAAGAACUAUUCUAAGUUCUCAAUUUCGAUCCACCAAAUCCUUCGCGACAUUAAGAACGAGCCAUGA